This is a messenger RNA of Cucurbita pepo subsp. pepo (vegetable marrow), 3509 nucleotides long. The record is from RefSeq and is a predicted model, not a curated record. Lineage: Eukaryota; Viridiplantae; Streptophyta; Magnoliopsida; Cucurbitales; Cucurbitaceae.
UUAAGUUAUUUAAGAGCAUGAAAAUGAAUAUUUAAGAAAGUUACAUCAGGUGGAAGUCAGCUAUAUAAACAGGUCCUUGCGGGGUCCAACACACGUAACCGCCACAACUUCUCCGACUGCUCCGUUGUGGGAACUUUCCCGGCGAUGGUUCUGUUUGGAUUCCGAGAAAAUAAAAAAAUGGGGGAGAAAAGUGGAAUUUUGGAGAGAAGCAAUAGUAAGAAGAAGAGGAGUGGGGGUAUAAAGGGGAUUUUCAUGCACGCCGACGCCGUCGACAUAUUGCUCAUGACUUUGGGGUUCAUCGGAGCUUUGGGCGACGGCUUCACCAGACCUGUGGUUUUGCUUGUCAAUAGCCGCCUCAUGAACAGCAUCGGCAAUACCUCUAAAAUUUCCGCUUCCAGCCCCGACAUGCAAGUUUUUAUUCACAGCAUCGAGAAAAAAGCAGUGAUUCUCUUGUGCAUUGCUUGUGCGACUUUUGUGGUUUGCUUUCUCGAAGGGUAUUGCUGGACGAGAACCGGCGAGCGACAGACGGCGAGGAUGAGAGCGAGAUAUCUUAAAGCAGUUCUCCGGCAAGAUGUUGGUUAUUUCGAUAUGCAUGUCACUGGCACCACCGAAGUUAUCACCUCUGUUUCCAGUGAUACCUUAGUGAUUCAAGACGUUUUGAGCGAAAAGAUACCGAACUUUUUGAUGAACAUGGCAAAUUUUCUUGGAAACUACAUUGUCGGGUUUAUACUGUUAUGGCAGCAGACGUUAGUGGGAUUACCUUUCGCGCUCUUGUUAUUGGUCCCCGGUCUUCUUUACGGCAGAACCUCGAUGGGUUUCGCGAGAGAAAUCAUGGAGGGGUAUAAGAAGGCCGGAACGGUAGCAGAGCAGGCGGUUUCUUCGAUUAGANAGGAGGAUUAUAGAAAAGGAAUCGAGCCUCGAAAGGCUAUUACAGAAUUCCGUAGACUGUUAUAGAUUGUUAGAGGAAGUAGGUUAAAAGUGUACAAAUGUCAAAUUGUUUGCUAUUUUAGUAAUAAUUUGAAGUUGAAAAACAGGUGGGGGAAAGAGGANAUUUUUGCCAUUGGAGCUGCCAUUGCCGUCGGCGGAUUAUCAGUUGGUAAAAGUUUUUCCAACAUUCAAUACUUUUCCGAGGCAAUUGAGGCGGGGGAGCGAAUCAUGGAGAUCAUAAACAGAGUCCCCAAAAUCGACUCCGACGACAUGGAAGGUCAAAUCCUCGAAAAUGUCUCCGGCGAGGUCCAAUUCAGCAACGUCCAAUUCGCGUACCCGUCUCGCCCGGAGACCAUGAUUUUGAAGGAUCUGACCAUCACAAUUCCCGCCGGUCGCACCGUUGCCCUUGUCGGUAGCAGCGGCUCCGGCAAAGUCAUGGAAACAGGGUCUCACAAUGACCUCAUCCAAAACCAAACCGGCAUUUACGCCUCCCUCGUCCACCUUCAACAAACCGCCGCACAGCAACAAUCCCCCAACGAACCCUCGUCAUCUUCCAUACCCCACCUCGCCAGAAUCAGAAGCAACGGCAGCCGCCGCCUGUCCUUCCUUAGCCCCUCCAGCUCUACAAACUCGGUCGGGUCAACCCCAGUUCACGAAACCACCGUUAUCGAGAAAAAACAAAAUCUCCCAAAGCCAUCGUUCAGGAGACUUCUGGCUUUGAACCUGCCGGAAUGGAAGCAAGCUGUAAUGGGGUGCAUUUCCGCGAUGCUGUUCGGCGCUGUGCAGCCUGUGCACUCGUUCUUGAUGGGGUCGAUGAUUUCCGUGUAUUUUUUAACAAGUCACGAGGAGAUUAAAGCCAAGACGANCGAGGCUGCUAAAGCUUCCAAUGCUCAUAAUUUUAUUUCUCUGUUCCCAGAUGGAUAUGACACCCAGAUGUCUAACAAAAAAAAAAAAAAAAAAAAAANCGCUUACAUGGGAGAAUAUCUCACCAAAAGAAUUCGAGAGAUGAUGCUCUCCAAGAUCCUUACUUUUGAAGUUGGCUGGUUCGAUCAGGACGAGAAUUCUAGUGGCGCAAUUUGCACCCGACUCUCUCAAGAUGCCAACCUGGUUCGAUCCCUAGUGGGCGAUAGAAUCGGUCUAAUUAUGCAAACCAUUUCAGCAGUAGUGAUAGCAUUCACAUUGGGGUUUAUACUUUCAUGGAAGCUGGCGUUUGUAAUAAUCUCUGUCCAACCAAUGACAAUUACCAGCUUGUACACAAGACAAGUACUCCUACGGAGAAUGUCCAAAAACGCCACCAAAUCCCAAGAACAGUGCAGCAAGCUCGCCGCUGAGGCUGUAUCCAACCUCCGAACCGUCACGGCCUUCUCUUCACAAGACCACAUCCUUAAAAUGCUCGAGAAGGCGCAAGAAGUCCCAACCCAACAAGGCAUUAAGAAAUCAUGGUAUGCCGGAAUUGGACUCGGCUGCUCCCAAUGCAUCACCACUUGCUCAUUGGCUUUGAACUUUUGGUACGGAAGCAAGUUAAUAUCCAAAGGCGAAACCACUGCUAAAGGUCUCUUCCAAACCUUCCUCAUUUUGGUCAGCACCGGCCGUGUCAUCGCCGACGCUGGCAGCAUGACGUCAGAUCUUGCCAAAGGGUCCGGCGUCGUCAGUUCGGUUUUCGACGUUUUGGACCGGAUGACCAAAAUCGAACCGGACAACCCAGAUGGAUACAAACCGGAUAAAUUAACCGGCCGAAUCGAAUUCAUGAAUGUGGAUUUCUUUUACCCUUCUCGACCGGAGGCGAUGAUAUUCCGUGGGUUUUCAAUCAAAAUCGAGGCAGGUAAAUCCACGGCGUUGGUUGGGCAAAGUGGGUCGGGAAAAUCCACCAUAAUCGGGCUAGUGGAGCGAUUCUACGACCCGAUUAAAGGAACGAUCCAACUCGACGGUCGAGAUUUAAAAUCGUAUCAUCUCCGAACGCUAAGAAAACGCAUCGCAUUAGUGAGCCAAGAGCCGACGCUGUUCGCCGGAACAAUUAGGGACAACAUCGUGUACGGAUAUUCAGAAACGGCGGACGAAUCGGAGAUAAUAGAAGCGGCGAAGGCAGCGAACGCACACGAUUUCAUCUCGGGGUUGAAGGAUGGGUACGAGACGUUGUGUGGAGACAGGGGAUUGCAGCUGUCGGGAGGGCAAAAACAGAGGAUAGCAAUAGCGAGAGCGAUACUUAAGAAUCCGACGGUGCUGCUGCUGGAUGAGGCGACGAGUGCGCUUGAUGGGCAGUCAGAGAAAUUGGUGCAGGAGGCGCUGGAGAGGGUGAUGGUGGGGAGGACGAGCGUGGUAGUGGCGCACAGGCUGAGCACCAUACAGAAUUGCGACAUGAUUGCGGUUUUGGAUAAAGGGAAGGUAGUGGAGACUGGGAAUCACUCGUCGUUGAUGGGUAUUGGGGAAAAGGGAGCUUAUUAUGCUUUGGUUAAUUUGCAGAGUACAUCCCAUUAGUGUGUGUGUGUAUGAAUUUCAAUCAAAUUGGUGGCACUGGAGCAUAAUUGGUAGCUCUAAUUUAACCAGUCUUAUAACUCUUAUACCCCUCUAUCUUUUUUUUUUUA